Messenger RNA from Podarcis raffonei (Aeolian wall lizard), 4525 nucleotides. RefSeq names its product solute carrier family 25 member 47 (gene SLC25A47). Gene Ontology annotation, molecular function: transmembrane transporter activity. Gene Ontology annotation, cellular component: mitochondrion. The coding region runs from base 457 to 1542 and encodes 361 amino acids. Gene Ontology annotation, biological process: transmembrane transport. The transcript has 7 exons. Lineage: Eukaryota; Metazoa; Chordata; Lepidosauria; Squamata; Lacertidae. The record is from RefSeq and is a predicted model, not a curated record.
CAGUUAAGGGAAAGGACCUUGCGCGAGACCACUCCCUCGGCCUCACAAAGCUCACAUCUCACAGGGAAGAUUGAUGGUGUGCGCUCAGUGGGAAGGGAGAAUUGAACUCUGCGCGUGCUCAGAGAGACACCCGCUACUUCAACAAGGAUCACUUCGACAACAGUAGAGAUCCAAGACCCGGCCCAAAUCAAUCCCUGGCUCGGAGGGGAAAGUUUCUAUAGGCGAAGCCCAAGGAAACAAGGGAGGCUGGGCGUCUGAGCGCACAACGCCCGCUUCGAUUUCGCGCAGUUCCAGCCCUGUUCGAGGAGGUGGCAGGCAAACCCCCCUCGGAGAGUUUCUGGCAGGAGGGAAAAGGGAAGCCGAUUGCCGAGCGCUGACUCACCGGCUCUGCCUUUAUGGGCACCGGUGCAGUGUCGGCGCCGAGAGGGACAAUGGCCCCCUCGGGCCUCAGGGACAAUGCGGGCAGCGGAGAGAGAGCUGGCGCCGGCGCGCCAAGGCACCGAAGCAAGUCACGAAUUUGAGGAGGGAGACAGGGGUGCAAGAAGAGAUCCAUCCAGAAGGGCCUCUCGUUCCUGGAAAGACGGAGCCUGUCUGCUUUCCUGCACCAAGGCUGAAGCAUUUUUAAUCGGGACAAGCAAAGGCAGCUGGCUCCCCUCCACGCAGAUGGAUUUCAUCGCCGGAGCCAUUGGAGGUGGUGUUAGUGCUGCAGUCGGAUAUCCACUGGACACAAUCAAGGUGAGGAUUCAGACUCAGACAAGUUAUCGUGGAAUAUGGCACUGUAUCAGAGACACAUACAGAACUGAAAAAGUGCUGGGUUUCUACCGAGGGGUGUCGAUGACUGUCAUAACUGCAUCGUUUAUUACAUCGUUCUCUUUUGGCAUCUACAAAAACAUCCUUUAUAACAUCUGCAGAUUUCGAUAUGGCUCUGCAGACAGAAAGCCGUCAAAGGCAGACGUGUCUUUUGCAGCAGCUGCUACUGGUGCAAUCCGGGUUGUGCUAAUGUCACCUGCAGAGUUGGCCAAAGUGAGACUACAGAUCCAGAAAGAUCCCUUGGCUAUUCCACCCCACGUCCUGAUCUCCAAGCCCAAGUACCAAGGAGCUGUGCACUGCCUGCGGACCGUCGUGAAGGAGGAAGGUUUCAGGGGUCUAUACAAGGGGUCUUUGGCUCUGAUGUGGAGAGACUGCUGCUCAUCUGUCGUCUAUUUCCUCACCUACAACGUCCUGUGCGACUGGCUUACUCCAGCGGGAAAAGACAGAGCAGACUUAUGGGCUGUGCUUCUUUCUGGAGGCUGCGCUGGAGUCCUGGCCUGGGGCACGGCCACCCCGAUGGAUGUCAUCAAAUCCCGGAUGCAGGUGGAUGGCGAGGGCCUGCGCAGAUACUCUGGAUUAGUACACUGCGUGAGGGACAGCGUAAGAGAAGAGGGGGUGAGAGUCCUCUUCAAAGGCCUCGGACUAAACUCCAUCCGCGCUUUCCCUGCAAAUAUGAUGGUGUUCUUUACUUACGAAGGUGUGCUUAGGCUAGGCGAACGCUGGAUGAAAUAAAGGGGGCAUUGCAGCCUUCGCUAGCUGGCAUCCUCGAGAGCUGGGCCAGGGAACCUUUGCCAUCAGAGGGCCACGUACAAACAGGGGUGGGACAACAAAAGCUAAAUAUCUUUGUACAGUAGGGUAGUUUCUACACACAGUUGUGCACCCCUCUCUAUCUUCCAUCCAGGCAUUCAAGGGGCAUUAUUAUAAUUGAAGGACACAUUCCAGCCAGGCAAAAACACUCAAGGACCAGUGAGGGGUGUGGCCUAAGGAGAGGGGAUGUGACCAAAGAGGGGUGUGGUCUAGAAAGUCUCAAGGGCCAAACAGAGAGGUCUGGAGGGCCACAGUUGCCCCCUGUGCCAGAGGCUCCCCCAUCCCUGCACCUGGAGGACACCAGUUGCCGAAGGCUGCUUCACUGCAAUAUCAUUCUCUCCAAAGUGGUCUUUUCCUUUCGGAAUGCUCAACCAAAUUUCUUUCGAGAAAGCCGUCUGUGCAUUGAGAAAUUAUUAUUAUUUAUUCGAUUUGCAUUGCACUUGCUACAUAGAGAGUCCCUAAGCAACUUACAUAAAGCAUGACAUAUUCUCUGAAAAAAAGAACAUCACAUUGCAAUAAAAACUAUACAAAGACCCAUGGAACAGACCCAGCAAAAGAGCAGCAGCAAAAAUAAAGUCAGAAGCAAGACGUAUCAUCGAGCAACACGACAAUCCUUCAGAUGCCUGGGAGAAGAGAGAUUUUACCUUUCAUCUGGUGUGGAAAGGAUGCUGGCGACAGGCUUGGGAAGGCAUUCCACAGAUAGGAAGCCACAACUGAAAAGGCCCUGCCCUUGUUGUCACUUGCUGAACGUUCUUUGGAGGGGCACCCUGAGGGCCCCAGAUGAAGACCUGAGGGCCCAGGUAAGCUGCCUUGUGGUCCCUUGAUGAAGGGCGAUAUAUAAAUUUAAUAAUAACUUAAUAUUCAUUGCACACAUAUGCUGCUCUGCUCACCUUUGCUUCUGACCCCACCCAUCACUGGCCGCUGGCCCUUACAAGGUUGCUCAGAAAGGAAUGUUGUCCUCCCGCUGAAAAAAGGUUCUCCAUCCCUGAUUUAAUUCUGGGUUCAUCUGUUUUUCAUAUCCAGACAUGGAUGCUUCACUUUAGAAACAGAUGCACAUGAGCAUUGCUGUCUGAAGUUGCUUAAAGCUGAAAAUUUGCAAGUGUAAAGACAGAAGGAAAAAUGAACACAUACAGAGAUCUGGAUUUGCCAGUGAUGGGCAAUGGAAGAGUUUGAUGUUCUAAACAUUUCACUGACCCCAAAUUACUCGUUACUGAACAAACAAUAGAGCUGUUCACCACAGAUGCACGAAAAGCUCAAGGCCACCGGCAGAAACAAGACACCACAUGUAACAUUCCAUGUCCAAGAAUUGCUUUGCUGGAAAACUGCAGCUUGCAGUGGGAAGGCACAUGUUGCAUAAAAGGCUACUAAUGGCCUUCCAUUUACAACAUGAUUUGCUUGACAAGGAAAAGUCGGCACUUUUAAUUCUGCUCUCCCAUUUAUGCCAUUGCAAUCUCAUUCAUUCCCAGACAAGUGCUUUUUUACAAGCUUUGCAAGGGGAACUGGCUUGUGUGAGCACUAAGGGAAUUUGGAAUGCUGGAUUAGAGCAUCAUGGGAUGCUCAGGCAAUUGGAACUACCCUUAGGCAAACCAUUGCAAAAACCGUGCUAGGUGGUUCACAUUAAAUUAUGUGAAACUGUCGUUCUCUACCCUGCUCUCCCCAAUUUUCAUUAGGGAAGCUGUAUUUGUCUGCUGCAGGCGUGAGCUUUCGUGGACUAGACUCCUGUAUCAUCAGAUACAGGAAGUGUUAUCUUAAGUUGGCAGGUAGAUAUACAUGGUUGUGUGUGUGUGUGUGUGUGUGUGUGUGUGUGUGAGAGAGAGAGAGAGAGAGAGAGAGAGAGAGAGAGAGAGAGAGAUUGUAAACAGUGAAUUUAGAGUGUAAUUUUAUUUUGUUAAAGCUCAAAUGUAUUAAAAUCUUACAAUGACAAUUCUUAAAGGAGUGCUGAGAACAACACUGGGAAACUAACCCACAUUUUAGGGUAAAAACCCAUUAUUUUCUUUCAGUACACAGGUGAUAGAACUGAAUUUCUUGAUUCAGCCAUGUGAUCUGGUUUCACUGCUCAUUUCCUGUUGAGAUUCCUUUCCUGUGCAGCAAUGGCUUUCAGGCUGUGCACUGGGAAUUCCUGGAGCUACUCAGAAGGUUAUGAAAAGUUUUUUGAUGAAUAACAGCAAAUAGGUUUCCUGAAAGAGACAGCAGGGGCACCGCUACCAAGCUUCCCUGAUAUGCACUGCUCCAGCUUUGGGGCCCCAGACCUUGCUGGGCUCAGACCCCAUAUACCCCCAGCUAGCCUGGCCAAUGACCUGGGCACCUAAGGUUGUUUGAGGUCAUGCUCUCAGUUCACAAUGGGCAAAGAUGUAGCUCAAUUGUGCCCCCCGUGUGAACUGAGGGCGCACCCUUGAACGGGUAGCUCAUUGGAAAGUGUUUCCAGCAGUUUAAUGAACCGCUGUACUAUACAAUUAGAAAGUGUACAGUCCUUAACAAGAACAUGCAAGUCUAUCUGGCCCAUGAGUUUGCGGUGACCUGGGACUAUUGCAAGAGCUAGCAAAUAUUGCUGCAUAUAGCGUCUGCUCCACAAACAGCUCACUACAAGUUUUGUUGUUCUGUAUGGGACAAUGACAAUAAAGAUUAUCGUAUCGUAUUAUCGUAUUAUAAGUGUCCCCUAAGCAAAUUUAAAGUGAUUUCCACUAGCCUAUAUUUAUGUGCAACAUCUGAUAAUAGUUGCAUCUUCUGAGUGUUCACACACAAAAAUGCACAAGUCUAUACACCAGGUAAUAAUGGCAAAAACAGCCUUUGUUCUGAAAGAUCUCCCUGUUUUUAUUGCGUACGGUUUCAGUUUGUACAGUUGCUAUGCAUGAUUAAUAAACAAUUCCCUUUACACCAGCAUUCGUAAGCUGCUGUGCAAGAUGUCUGA